Messenger RNA from Astyanax mexicanus (Mexican tetra), 6256 nucleotides. RefSeq names its product golgin A1 (gene golga1). Lineage: Eukaryota; Metazoa; Chordata; Actinopteri; Characiformes; Acestrorhamphidae. Gene Ontology annotation, cellular component: Golgi apparatus. The transcript has 24 exons. Bases 353 to 2938 code for a protein of 861 amino acids. The record is from RefSeq and is a predicted model, not a curated record.
GUGGUGAAGUUGGUUAGCAAAUACAGCCGAGACAGCAGCGACGAGUAAAUGAGAAUUCGAGCUUCUCUGCGGCUCCGAACGAGAUAAAAUAACCUCUAACUGACGGACUAUGGAUGUUAGUUGUGUUUCUGUUGAAUGGAGUUAAAGGCUGUAUGGGACAUGCUAAAUCCAAUUGCACAGUUGUAAAUUCAGUGCAUAUGAAGUUUAUAUAUAUUGUGUCUUGCAGAAGAGAAAAUCUGACAACAGACAGCGAUGAAACAGCUGCAUCCUGCAUGUGAAGCACCUUAAAGAACGUUGAUCUGUGGGAGAAGCCCAGAAGGAUUGUUUUUUUUUGGACUUGCACACAGCAGUAAUGUUUGCGAAGCUAAAGAAGAAGAUAGCAGAGGAGGCGGCUACCGGUCCUCGCACUGGACGCAUGCCACGAUCCAUGAGCAAAGAGUCCAUCACCUCGGUGGGAGCAGACUCUGGGGAUGACUUUGCGUCAGAUGGCAGCAGCUCAAGAGAUGACCUCUCUUCUCAGAUUUUGCGCAGGAACGACCAGAUCAGAAAGCUGGAGGUCAAGCUCUCAGACUACGCUGAACAGCUUCGGCUAAUGCAGAAGACCAAGGAGAAGCUUGAGAUUGCAUUAGAGAAGCAUCAGGAUUCCUCUUUACGGAAGAUGCAGGACCAGAAUGAAAGCUUCCAGGCUAACAGAGCCAAGAUGGCAGAAGGCAUGGCAUUAGCACUGGAUAAGAAAGACCAGGAAUGGAAGGAGAAGAUGGCAGCUUUAGAACAGGAAAAAGCCUCAUUAGAAGCUCGUCUAGAGCAGAGUUUGAGUCUGUUUCAGAAGAGGGAUGAGCAGGAUGAACUCGAAGGUUUCCAAAUGCAGGAACUGGCCAAAGUCAAACACAUGUUGUUGCGGAAGGAGGAGCAGUUGAGUCUUCGUGAACGAGAACUGAAGCAGAGAGGAGAAGAACUGAACACAGCACGUCUUACACUCUCUCAAACUCAGGACAAGCUGUAUGAGCUGGGAGAGGAGCAUGAGGAGCUGUCCAGGAUCAACUCUCAGCUACGAACCCAAAGAGAUGAGUUCCUGAGUGAGAAGGAGGAGUUGGAAAAGAAGAUGACCGACAUGGAAGCCCGAGAGCAGGAGCUCCAGCAGCUCAUCCAGCAGGUUUCAGAAGACUUUCAGAAGGCACAGAAUAAGGCAAAAUCCUUACAAAAAUCAAUGGAGACGCUACAGACUGAACACAGCGAACUGAAACUACAGCAUGAACAGCACAAGAGCAAGGUUGCAAUGACUGAGGAAGAGCGAGAGCGGCUGUUAGCUGAUCUGCAGCAGAAAGCCCUCUCUCUAGAGCGGAGGCUGGAGGCCAACCUCUCUCAGGAUGAACAUCUACAGGAGCUGCUUAAAGAGAAAUCCACAUUGGAGCAGAGAUUAGAGGACACGAGGGGUGAGCUACUGGAGGAACGAACCAACCACACUACAGCAGUGAGCACUCAAGAGGCACAGAUUUCCAGGCUGAACACUAACGUGUCUGAACUCCAGACGCUUCUGAGACACAAAGAUGACUCAUCCAGAUCCUACAGAGAGAGAACGGACUCGCAGAUAGCAGAUUUGGAGCAGAGACUGACGGACUCCAGUGAGAGGCUGAAGGUGUUGGAGCAGCAGCUGGCAGAGAGUCAAACACAUAAAGAGAAACUGCAGGCGGAGUGGUUGGAGGAGAGAGAGAGGUUACAGCAGCAGGUCAGCACUCAAAGACAGAGAGGCCUGGAGAAAACAGCUAAACUGGAGGAGGAGAUACUGAAACUGCAGCGGGAGAGAGAGGCUGAGAACAGCGCUCAAAGCGACAGCAUGCGGUUGCUUGUUGAGGAGAAGGAUUCUCUGCUAAAGAGUAAAGCUGAGACUGAAAAUACAGUGGAGGAACUCAAAGCAGAGCUCCAGCAGUCCAGAGUGGAGCUGAGCAGUAGACAGACUGUGAGUGUGGAGAUCGCUAAAGCUUUGGAAGAAACAAGAAAGCAGAGAGAAGAGCUGCAACAACAGGUCGCUGAGAUGUCAGAGUCUCUGCAAAGGGCAGAGCAGGAGGUGCAUCAGCUCACGGAGCAGGUGGGAGUGAAAGAGGCGGAGCUUAGCAGUCUAAGAGAAGACUUGCAGACGACCCGUACGAGUCUCUCAUCACUGCAGGCUGAGUAUGAGGUUUUCCGUCAAGAGGCGGAGCAAAAAGAACAGGAGAGAAACUCCCAGAUUGAAUCACUGCGCCAGGAGCUCCUCACACACAGUCAGCAACAUGACUCUUACCAGUCAAAGGUGUUUGACUUGCAGAGUGAGGUGGAGAGUCUAACAGCCCAGCUGCAGGAUGCUGAGGUGUGUGUUAGUGAGCAGAAUGGGGUCGUUGCCAUAGGUGACUUGGACCAGCUGCAGAAAGCAAACAAAGAGUUAGAGCAGCAACUAAGUGAAAAGAACAAGACAAUAAAACAACUGCAGCAGAGAUUGGCAGAACUGAAGAGGACCUUUCAGAAAGAGCUGAAGCUAAAACCAGACAACGACACAGACGGUAAGGAGAAGCUUUCGGACGGGCGGCAGGAGCGUCCAGAAAAGCCCAGCACAGAGACCACCGUCCCAGCAGCCACAUCAACUCCAGCCCCCACCUUCUCUAACACCACUGGCCUUGCAGCUAUUACGCCACACACAACGGUUACCAACAGCUCAGACCUGAUGGACACACGGGAGAUCAACUUUGAGUACCUCAAACACGUGGUGCUGAAGUUCAUGUCCUCCAGAGAGGCUGAGGCAUACCAGCUGAUCAGAGCUGUUUCAGUGCUUCUGCAUUUCACACGAGAGGAAGAAGACAUGCUGAAGCAGACGCUGGAGUACAAGAUGUCAUGGUUUGGCUCCAAGCCCUCACCCAAAGGCAUCAUCCGGCCAUCCAUCUCAGGAGCCCCAAGCAGUUGGAGCUGAGACUGAAAUGUAAGAUGUUUUGCUUUAGGCCAGAAGGAGGAGGAACGCUUGGAGGAAAGCAGCCUUAAUAAAACAUAGGAAAAUGUAUGGGUGAAGGCAACGUUCUUACAGGUCCUGGGCUCCACUGGUUCCUCCAAAGCUGAUCUUUCUCCUCUUGAAGACCGGAGAACAGCUUCUGUCUGCUAUUCUGGGUUCUUGGGUUUUUCUCGGCAGAUGGGUUUGUCCUUAACAAGGAUCGGCUUGUGGGCGAUAAACUAAGGUGAUUUCAGCCUUCACGCUCCAGCCCUGGGAUUCUUCAUCUCAGGAUUUUUUGGAAUAACAAGUCAGCAUUCGUUCAAAUACUGGAGGAAGGAGAGAGAGAAGUGUGCAGUGAAAUAUCCUGCAGUCUAUCGCCACAGAGAUCAUCUGUAUUGUUAAAGAAAAUACUUUACUUAUGAGAAUAGAGCUUUUCUUUGCUGUUUUCUCGUAAACUAUUUGAGAAUGAAGGUGUUGGCGGUCAGCCAGCAGCCGUAUGUACGUGCUUUUGUACCAGAGUGCAUGAGCAGACCUGAUGGUUCGUGCGCUGGACCAUCAGUGGAGAACUUGUUUCAGUGAAAUAUCAUUGCUAUAGACUCCCAUUUUAACGAUGCAUCUUACCUUUACCUGCCUUGUGUAUGUGUAAAUUACAAUUACGUACAUUCCAUACGUCUAUUUAUAUACAAAACUGUACAUAGCGAAUGAAAGGUUUAUAAAAUCAUCGGAUGUAUAAUUUCUUUCCCCUCACCACUGUAUUUAGGACAUUUUUUUAAAUUAUUAUUCUAUUAUCUAUCAUAUAUGGGACUAGCUGUGUGUCUGAACGAUGGAAUGAGUUUGGAAGCUGCAGUGUUUCUGAACUCGUGCAUUAAAAGAAAGCAUGCAUGUAUGCCUUAUACUGAACCCUUCAGUAUUAAUGAAAUGAAGGAACGCAAUCUUAAUUUGUAGUCAUUUUGGGCUCAAUCUAAACGUAACACAGGAUCUAAUAUGUUGAUUCUGCCUAUUAAUAUUAUAACAGUUGAACGCAAUUAUUUGACCUGAUAAUGUUAAUAAAAACUGUUUAAAAAAAAAAUCUUACCAUUAAUUUUUCCAUUAAUGGUACAGCAGAGAUGCAAUUUGUGACAACCCAGGUCCCUUUUGUUAUUUAGCAUGUUUGGUCAAGCUGAGUCUAUUAAGACUUUAAAGAAAAGAAAUCUAAUGUUGUUAACAAUGAUUGGAGUCAGUAGCCACCAAUUUACCUAUUAAUAGUAAUGCAGCAGGGCUCUGAGUGGUCCAGCAGGCUAAGCGCUGCCACUAUGAUCAGAAGAUCGCCGGUUCAAAUCCUGUUUAUGUAGCUUGCCAUCAGCUACCAGAGCCCUGAGAGAGUACAAUUGUCCUUGCUCUCUCUGGGUGGGUAGAUGGCGCUCUCUCUUCACAUCACUUCAAAGGGUGAUAUCUGCAACACAAGGAGUCUGUUAUCAGCAGCAGUUCAAAAAUAGGUGGUGGUUGACUUCACAUGUAUUGAAGGACGCAUGUGCUAGUCUUCACUUUCCUGGUGUUGGGGCAUUACUAGUGAUAGGGGGAGUCCUAAUGAGUGGGUGGGGGGAGAAAAGUAAAAAAGUAAAAAAAAAAAAUAGUAAUGCAGUGAUACUGUUGGUGACUACACACACCCCUUUGUUAUUAGCAUUCUUAAUCAAGCUGUUUCUUAUAGGACCUUGAAGAAAAAACGUUUUUAGCAAUGACUGGAAGUCAGUAGCCAACAGUGUGCCCAUUAAUAAUAAUAAUAAUAAUAAUAAUAAUAAUAAUAAUAAUAAUAAUAAUAGUAAUGCAGUAACUGACAGUGAAACCAAUUUGACAAUAAUAAAGAAUUAAUAAUGUUGCUAACAUUGCCUAUUAAUGAUAUUUUAGUCAUGCUAUUUGGUGACUAUGGUAUAACUUCACAUUCCUUAGUUGUUAGCAUGAUUACUCGAGCUGUGUCUGUUGAAAUCCUGAAGAAAAAGGCUGCUAAUGUUAAGAUGUUAAGAAAUACUCUCAUUCAUUUGCUGUUAGGAUAAGCUGUUUCUAUUAACACCACAAAUGAAAAAGCUAAUGUUGCUAACAACGAAUGAACGACAAUGCUAUUUGGUGACUCCUCACAUGCCUUUGUUGUUAGCAUGUUAGCAUGUUAUACAUUUUGACCAGGCUGUAUAAUAUUAAACCAAGAAGGAAAAAGCUAACAUUGCUAACAGUGAAGAAAAGUUAACAGUAACCAAUUUAACCUUGAAUGGUACUACAGUCUUGCUAAAUGGUGGCUGUUUUUCAGCCUUUUGUUGUUAGCAUGUUAAAAUGGCUAGGCUAAAUAUUUAAAACCUUCAAAAUGUUACUAAUACAAUUAAUGUAGUUGGUGGCUCUCCAUUCAUUAUUUCCUAGAAAGCACAUUUGGGUUAGGGUUAGGGUUAUUAUAAUAGAGCUGUUUCUAUUAAAACCUUUAAAAUGGCUAGUGUUGCUAAUACAGUUAUGCUAAUUGGUGGCUCUCCCUUUAUUAUUAGACAGUAAGUACAUCUGGUCAAGCUGUUUGUAUUAAGACCUUAAAAAUGGCUAAUGUUUUAAACAAUGGAUGAAAUUCGGUAUCCACAGAUUUACCCUGGUCAUACAGGCAUGCUAUCUGGUGACCACUUGCGUCCCUUUGUAAGGUUAGCUUGUUUGAAUGUUGGGUCAUGCUGUAAAUGAAAGCCAGCAGUAACUAAUCUGCCCACUAACUGUAAGGCAGUCAUACUUAUUGGUUACUAAUUGAUGGCUACUUGCAUUCCUUUAUUGUUAGCCAUAUUAGCAUUGAAGAAUAGAUUAUAGCAGCUGGGAGUGAAGUUUGCAUUUCAGUAUUCAGUUUGAUCACGUUACGACUGCUCUUUCUCUUCUUCCCAAAUGUUCUUUCCGCAUCAAAUGGAAUUAUUUACAGUUUUUGUUUCACAAUCUUCCAAUCUUCGUUAUCUUCCAGUUCAGAGCGUUUUCCGAACUGCUCAGAAGUCUGGUUCAUUCCACUGUGUACCGCCUGAUCAGACGUGAGUAGCCUUCCCAUCUGAGGGAGACUGGUGUGUCCCAUUAGCUUGAGCUGGCCCAAGGAAUCCAUGAACUUAACAAUAUGCCCUUUUGCAGAUAAAUCCUAUUUUUUUUGUCCUAUCUGUCUCUUUCUGGUUUGCGAUACUGUAGCAAUCACAGCAAACGCAGCAAUCAAACAGAAUCCUACAGUGUCCAAGGCUUCGUUCCGACACCACUAACAUGUUUGAUUUGUCUUUGUGGUUUGUCAACAAUAUCAAGACUUGAAUAAAUCAUAUUUGAUUUUGCUGGCAA